GCCCGUUCUCACGCCGUUGCCCGUAAUUGAGGGAGGCAUAACUGCCGCCCUGAUAGAUACUUCAACCUCAUGAUUUGGCAUUCAGGGUAGAUUAAAUGCGAGAAUUCAAUUACUGUGCUCCUUCGGGUUGUCCUUCGCCUCCGUUGGACUCAAUUGGACCGUGUCGACCCGCUUUGGGAAUCGAUCCACGAAUGACUUGCGCAGGCGUUAAAACGAGGGCGACUGUAUUAGGCAAUGGCUGCCGAGGUACCUUUAAGUCUCGUCAGUCCCCCGUCUGAAGCUCACCCGAAGUCUUUUUAUCGCAAUCUAAGAAUACCAGAGCUUGAGCUGCUUGCCGCUAGAACUUCACUAAAUGCUAGACGACGUGAAUCGUUGCAAUGGCUAUUCAUAAACACAACCGCCAGUAUGACUUGGUGGUCUUUGGCGCCACAGGUGCGCUAACAGGAGAGGAUGAAUCCACACGUUUGCUGACCCUGUAUAGGCUACACUGGCAAGCUUGCAGCUGAAGCUAUCGCAAAGAGCCUACCCACUGACCUGAAAUGGGCUAUUGCUGGCAGAUCUGAGGCCAAGCUUAAAGCUGUAGCAGAGACCUGCAAAGCUCUGAACCCUGAUAGGCUGCAACCAGCCAUUGAGAUUGCAGACGUUUCUGAUGGAACUCGUGUGAAGGCACUCGUCUCCAAGACAUUUGUCUUUCUCGCUGUUGUCGGCCCGUACUGCAAGUACGGCGAGGUCGCCUUCAAAGCUUGCGCUGAAGCAGGCACACAUUAUCUCGAUGUGACCGGAGAGUCACCAUGGGUGCUGAGCAUGACACAGAAAUAUGAAGCCGUCGCUAAAGCUAGCGGCGCAAUCAUGAUUCCCCAGUCCGGCCUGGAUUCCGUUCCGUCGGAUAUUUGCACUUGGCAGCUCGCCACUACCUUAAGAGAGGAAUUAAACGUCAAAACAAAGGAUGUGGUCAUUUCCAGCCAUAAGCUUAAAAUCAUCCCAUCUGGCGGCACCAUCUCGACGGUCUUGUCUGCAUUCGGCGUAUUUUCUGUUGAUGAAUUGCGUAAGGGUUAUGAGCCUUACUCUCAGUCUCCUAUUCCACGUAACCCUUCCCUUAAGGAUCCUUACUCAGGUAUUACGAAAGCACUCUUCGGCUGCUUCAGUGUCCCCGAUCUUGGACUUCUUACAUCUUCCCCUCUGGGUCGAACCGAUGCCACACAAGUUGGCCGAUCUUGGGGCCUUUUAAAGACAAUCCCGUCUCGCAAAGACCAAUUCUACGGCGAUAACUUUACUUGGACUCCGGGUAUGAAGGCGCGAAACUGGUUGGCUGGUGUUGCGAUUCACUGGCUCCAAGUUUCUACACUAGCUCUCCUUUUCUUGCUACCUCCUCUGAGAACCCUUGCUGCGCGCUUUGUUACCCAGCCUGGCGAGGGAGCAAGCAAAGAGGAGGCUGCUAAAUGCGAGACGGAAUACCGUGGUACGGCGACCGCUGACUCUAACACGAAGAAGAAGGCUUACAUCCGAGCCUGGUAUGACGGUGACGGCUACACACUUACUGCGAUCUUCCUGACACAAGCUGCUCUUACCGUUCUUGAAGAUGACCUGGAGCUUGGUGGAGGUGUUUUCACGCCAGCUUGCCUCGGCCAAUCCUUUGUUGACAGAACCGAAGCCCAAGGAUUCAAAACAGAAACCCAGAUCAUGGACCAUUAGGGUUGGUGAUACGCCGUAGGGCGAUAUGUGUAACGAAAUGAGUUUGUUCAAGCUAGUUUUGUUUGGUCUUGUAAGACACGGACAGUGCUUGUCUACGAAUAUAUGCUCCGUUGAUUGUUAUCGAGGAGUAAAACCACUUUUGAUCUUAUGUGAACGUCAGGUUUACCUUAGCGGAACCUAUCUGAUUUUUUGAACGCCCCAAAUACAGCUAAAAUACAAACUUACGAACAUAUUUAUUUAUUCAGAUACAUUCUUUGUUACAUAAGAAACGUACUAUCCUGUA
This is a messenger RNA of [Torrubiella] hemipterigena, 1975 nucleotides long. The record is from the annotation of a GenBank genome assembly. Lineage: Eukaryota; Fungi; Ascomycota; Sordariomycetes; Hypocreales; Clavicipitaceae.